GGCGCAGCCCGGCCGGAACGGGCCAGGUACGGAACCAUCAAUCGAGUGUUGAGCAGUGGUGGGAACGGCGGAAAGGUGGUAGCGGGGAACCAGAGAGACAGAAAGUGCGGAGAAGAGAAGAAGAGGGAGUGAAAGGAAGAUAUGUGGCGGCGACUCGUACGACGGGACAUUCAACUCAACAUCCUCCUUUUACUGCUUCUGAUUAUAUCAGCUCUAACUAUCUUCCGCCUGAAUACACCUCAAGACGAGGCCGCCGCCACAAUCGAGGGCCCCCACGCCGGUCGGGUGCGUCGGGAGGUCUCACAACCAGAGCCCGACUCUCGUACCGUGUAUGUCAUCACAGCGACCUAUCCACGGCCGGAACAGGAGGCCGAUCUCGUGAGGUUGUCUCAGACCCUGAUGCACGCAAAGCCGUUCCUCUACUGGAUUGUGGUGGAAGAUGCGCCGAAGAGGACCCCGGCGGUGGCACAGCUGCUGAAACGGUCAGGACUGCGUCAUGUUCACCUACUCGGCGAGCCAGCGCCCGUUCCGGCCAAGAAGCCCCGUUUCUGGGGCCGAAUCCCGCGAGGCGUCACUAAUCGCAACACUGGCCUGAGGUGGUUGCGAAAAUACGCCGCCAGCGGCGUAGUUUAUUUUGCUGACGAUGAUAAUACGUACGACAUACGACUCUUCAGAGAG
Molecule: messenger RNA, 678 nt
Organism: Amphibalanus amphitrite
Lineage: Eukaryota; Metazoa; Arthropoda; Thecostraca; Balanomorpha; Balanidae
Product: galactosylgalactosylxylosylprotein 3-beta-glucuronosyltransferase 1-like
Exons: 3
Biological process (GO): chondroitin sulfate proteoglycan biosynthetic process; carbohydrate metabolic process
Cellular component (GO): Golgi membrane
Molecular function (GO): galactosylgalactosylxylosylprotein 3-beta-glucuronosyltransferase activity
Source: RefSeq, a predicted model, not a curated record